UUCUAACUCAGAAAUUCAUUUGCCUUAGGCGGCGCCACAGGGGACUCCCAUUAUACAGUUUUAAACUAAAAUCUAAGACUCAACAUGUCAAGUCAAAUGAACUUCUCUGUAGCUCCGGAAGUCAUCAGGAACAUACGGUCAGUCAGUGGGCUCCCCCCUGCAGAGGCUUUAUCUAAUGUACAGGAAAGGCUUGACAGGCUGGAAAAUGUCACUCUGGACAUUGCUGUGACUGGGGAGACAGGGGCAGGCAAGUCUACAUUUGUCAAUGCCUUGCUAGGACUGAGGGAUGGGGACCCAGGAUCUGCUGAAACUGGAGUCACUGAGACAACCUUGGAGCCCUCCAGAUAUCCCCAUCCCACAAUGCCUAAUGUGAACAUCUGGGAUCUGCCAGGGAUUGGAGGCAUUAAAUUCAAAGCAAAAGACUACCUCAAGCAAGUUCAAUUUGAUCGCUAUGACUUCUUUAUCAUUGUUUCUUCAGGGAGAUUCAGAGAGCAUGACAUUAUGCUAGCCAGAGAAAUCCAGAAGAAGAAGAAGUUAUUUUACUUUGUGCGUUCAAAGAUAGAUGGUGACAUACAAGCAGAGCAACGAAAACCCAACCAUGACAUACAAAACACGCUAUCCAGGAUAAGAGAGAACUGUGUGGAAAAUCUGAUAGAAAUAGGAGGUCCUAAGGUUUUUCUGAUUUCCUCUUUCAAUUUGGAAAUGUAUGAUUUCCUUGAACUGACAAACACUCUGAGAGCUGAUCUUCCAGAACACAAGAGUCAUGCUCUUAUUCAGUCCUUGCCAGUUUGCUCCUUGCAGAUGAUUGAGGAGAAAAAGAAAACCUUUGAGGAGGUUAUGUGGGCUUCAAGCUUUGCCUCUGCUGCCAUUGCAGUGAUUCCUAUUCCUGGUCUCUCAGCAGCAUGUGACACUGGCAUUUUGGUGGCGUUCCUGCUGAAAUGCUAUCACUCCUUUGGCCUGGAUGAGAAAUCACUCAAGAGGCUUUCAGAAAGAAUGAAUAAGCCAGUAGAAGAUCUGAAAGCAGUGAUGACAUCUCCUUACGCAGGUGGGGUAAAUAAGAAAGCAGUGCUCAGAGUUUUGGCCUCAGCAACAAUUGGAGGAGCGAUGGCGCUUGAGUACCUCUUGAGCAACAUUCCUGUUGUUGGCAGUUUAGCAGCAGGGGGGAUCUCUUUUGCCACCACAUAUUAUCUGCUGAACACAGGGCUUGAUGAUAUGGCAAAGGAUGCCAAGGCAGUGCUGACAGCUGCAGGCUUAGAGUGAACAUGGCAGAAAUCAGGUUUCAGAAGAGAUGAAAAAGAAUAACCCACUGAAAUACUUUCAUUGAUGCAACUUGCUUUUAAAGGUAGGUUGCAUACUGAUGAUAAAUACAAGGGUGAUGAUCACAGCAAUCUGAAUGCAAAUUACAAAUAUGCUACAUCACAAAUGCCAUUUAUUGAACUUAUAACUUGUACAACUUU
This is a messenger RNA of Megalops cyprinoides (Indo-Pacific tarpon), 1457 nucleotides long. Its product is annotated as interferon-inducible GTPase 5-like. The transcript has 2 exons. The coding region runs from base 85 to 1260 and encodes 391 amino acids. Gene Ontology annotation, molecular function: GTP binding. Gene Ontology annotation, cellular component: membrane. The record is from RefSeq and is a predicted model, not a curated record. NCBI's taxonomy places the organism in Eukaryota, Metazoa, Chordata, Actinopteri, Elopiformes, Megalopidae.